AUGUCAAAAGUUACAUUUAAAAUCACAUUAGCAUCUGACCCAAAGUCACCAUAUAAAGUAAUAAGCGUUCCAGAAGCAACACCAUUUACAGCUGUAUUAAGAUUUGCAUGUGAACAGUUUAAUGUACCAUGGCAAACAUCAGCAAUUAUUACAGAGGAAGGUAUUGGUAUUAACCCAUCUCAAAGUGCAGGAAACGUAUUUAUAAAGCAUUCAUCAAAUUUAAAAGUUAUAGCACGUGAUAGAGUAGGAAGUUUAUUUAAUUAA
This is a messenger RNA of Dictyostelium purpureum, 264 nucleotides long. RefSeq lists its product as uncharacterized. NCBI's taxonomy places the organism in Eukaryota, Evosea, Eumycetozoa, Dictyosteliales, Dictyosteliaceae. The coding region runs from base 1 to 264 and encodes 87 amino acids. The record is from RefSeq and is a predicted model, not a curated record. The transcript is spliced from 3 exons. Gene Ontology annotation, biological process: protein K69-linked ufmylation. Gene Ontology annotation, cellular component: nucleus; cytoplasm.